This is a messenger RNA of Orcinus orca (killer whale), 1409 nucleotides long. RefSeq names its product kirre like nephrin family adhesion molecule 2 (gene KIRREL2). The record is from RefSeq and is a predicted model, not a curated record. Gene Ontology annotation, cellular component: cell-cell junction. Gene Ontology annotation, molecular function: cell adhesion molecule binding. Gene Ontology annotation, biological process: cell-cell adhesion. The transcript has 9 exons. The coding region runs from base 1 to 1407 and encodes 468 amino acids. Lineage: Eukaryota; Metazoa; Chordata; Mammalia; Artiodactyla; Delphinidae.
AUGUUGGAGGUAGUGGCGGACGCUUCGUUCCUGACUGCACCGGUGUCCUGCGAGGUCAGCAACGCACUGGGUAGCGCCAACCGCAGCACAGCGCUGGAUUUUGUGAACCGGGGGCUUAAACCCAAUGGCCCUUGGGAGUGUCGUUUCGGAGUGGCUAAUCCCAAGUCAGAAGUUGCAUCCCUCCCUGGUCAUGUGACCCCUCCUCUGUCUCCUCCAGUCGGGCCGAUUCUGCAGGCAAAGCCGAAACCCUUAUCCGUGGACGUAGGGGAAGACGCCUCCUUCAGCUGUGUCUGGCGCGGGAAUCCUCUUCCACGGGUAACCUGGACCCGCCGCGGGGAAGCGCAGGUGCUGGCCUCCGGGCCCACGCUGCGUCUUCUCGCGGUGGGGCCGGAGGAUGCAGGCGACUACGUGUGCAGAGCCGGGCCGGGGCUCUCGGGCCUGCGGGGUGGCGCUGCGGAAGCUAGGUUGACUGUGAAUGCUCCCCCAGUGGUGACCGCCCUGCACUCUGCGCCCGCCUUCCUGAGGGGCCCCGCCCGCCUCCAGUGUCUAGUCUUCGCCUCCCCCGCCCCAGAAGCCGUGGUCUGGUCUUGGGAUGAGGGCUUCCUGACGGCGGGGUCGAGGGGUCGGUUCCUGGUGGAGACUUUCCCAGCCCCAGAGGGCCGCGGGGGACAGGGUCCAGGCCUGAUCUCUGUGCUGCACAUUUCGGGGACCCAGGAGUCCGACUUUAGCCGGGGCUUCAACUGCACUGCCCGGAACCGGUUGGGCGAAGGAGGCACCCAGGUCAGCCUGGGACGUAGAGACUUGCUGCCCGCUGUGCGGAUUGUGGCUGGAGUGGCCGCUGUGGCCAUGACUCUCCUUAUGGCCGGCACUGGGGUGGCCCUCUGCUGCUGGUGCCACGGCAAGGCCUCUUUCUCCAAGCAAAAGAAUCUGGUGCGAAUCCCAGGGAGCAGCAACGGCUCCAGUUCGAGGGGUCCCGAGGAGGAGACAGGCAGCAGCAAGGACCAGGGCCCCAUCGUGCACACAGACCACAGCGACCUGGCUCUGGAUGAGGAGGGAGCUCUGGAGACCAAGGACCCAACCAAUGGUUACUACAAGGUCCGAGGAGUCAGUGUGAGCCUGAGCCUUGGAGAAGCCCCUGGAGGAGGUCUCUUCCUGCCACCCUCCUCCCCUCUUGGACCUCCAGGGACCCCUACCUUCUAUGAUUUCAAAACACAUGUGGGCAUUGUCCCCCCCUGCAGGUUAUAUAGAGCCAAGGCAGGUUAUCUCACCACACCCCAUCCUCGAGCUUUUACCAGCUACAUCAAACCCACAUCCUUUGGACCCCCAGAUCUGGCCCCCAGCACUCCCCCCUUCCCAUAUGCUGCCUUCCCCACCCCCAGCCACCCACGUCUCCAGACUCAUGUGUGACA